Messenger RNA from Moneuplotes crassus, 664 nucleotides. Lineage: Eukaryota; Ciliophora; Spirotrichea; Euplotida; Euplotidae. The record is from the annotation of a GenBank genome assembly.
CAGAGCUAUGGAAACUUUAACCGAACAACAAUUAGAAGCAAUGCGACAGCAACAAGAAAAGGAAAAGCUUGAGGUCAGAUCUGAGGAAAUUGGAGCUACUCGACCUCAGUCCUCCUCAACUCAGGAGACUGAGCCGAAAGAGGUAGAAGUUCUUGAACAAGUCCAGAAGAACGAGCCGACAUUUUUGAAGCGGAAUUAUGUUAAGGAAUGAGCUCUUUGUAACCAGCUCCCUUGAUGCCCAGAGCACUGAUGUGACUGGGACUCCUGAAACUGCAAGAGUUGCCCUGAAUGUAUCAUUCGAAACCAAACUAAGGAGGUUGGAGUUAGCCUUCCCAUAAAAAUCAUUAAGAAAUCUGCAAUCAUUAAGGCUCCUGUUAAGAAGCCAAAGCCAAAGAAGGCGAAGAAACAUAUCCGGAUUGGUCCAGAGCCCAAAGAAGGAACAAGUGAUAGCCUUCUUAUCACAAAUUUUGAAGUUGAAGAGCAAAAAUAAAACUUUUGAUGUCAGGAAAGGAGUCAAAAUUUACGGUACUGGAGUCAAAGGUCUCCAAGCACUUAGGACAUACAGGGAAGAAGAGGUUGAGGAAGAGCCGACAGAGAUUAAGAGAAAGAAAAUUAAAAUUAGAGCAGGUAAAUUUAAGAAGGCUGAAUAGCACCCAUAUUUGUU